AAAGAUCACUUAUUAUCUGCCUGGAAGAGAGCGACCAUCUGGUAUGGCCAAUCAAAAAUAUGGCUUGAAGAUGGCCAUCGCACGUAGUGCGAUUUAGUUUCAUUGUUGCUCUUAAACAAGUUACUAGGUCGUAGCACACGCGCAUGCCUUCAGAGGCAUAGUUGUUUAGUGAGUGCACAGCAUUAGGAAGAUUUGUGCGUGAAACAUUAAUGUUGUACCAAUACAAACAGAGAAAGAUUAUCAUACGUACAGAAUGGGACGUGCAAGGUGCUGCGGAAUUGCCUUGAUACCGUUGUGCCUUUUACCGUUGGUUGUUUCAAGUUUAGCACAAAGCUGUGGCGAACGAAAGGUUUUCAAUUCCUCUGUUGUAAACGGUACCGAAGUAAAGUAUGGCUAUUGGCCAUGGCACGCAGCUAUCUAUGACAAAAGGUCUGGUUCAGUUACGUGCGGUGGAACGAUUCUGAACCAGAAUACAAUUUUAACCGCGGCUCACUGUUUGGAGACGGCGAAUGGGUGUAUUGCAGUGGAGCUCGUCAUAGUGAAAGUUGGACGAAGUCGACUACGCGUAGCUGAUAAACGCGCACAAAAACACGAGGCGCUCGAGUUAAUCGUGUAUCCGGGUUAUAACCGCGACACUAACCAACACGAUAUUGCUCUGAUAAAGCUCGCAACCAACAUUACCUAUACCGACUAUAUACAACCGAUAUGCUUGUGGAAUCGGGGUGAAGAUCAGAACGCGAUCGUUGGCUCUUGGGGCACGGUGAUCGGAUUCGGCAUUAAUGAGACGAAUAAUCCUACCAAUACGUUGCGUGAGACCAGCAUUCCCGUCGUUGCCACUGAUAUCUGCAUCGAAGGCAAACAGGACAUAUUAGCAACAUUCAUUACCUCAGAUAUGUUCUGCGCAGGCAAUCGUGAGGAAAUCAAUGCUUGCAACGGUGAUAGCGGUGGUGGUUUUUUCCUCAACUACACUGACACGUGGUACAUUCGCGGUAUAGUGUCGUUCAAACAGUAUCGCGACGAAACGAAUACAACUGACACAACGGAAUACAUCGUGUUUACGGAUGUGGCGAAGUAUUUGAAUUGGAUUCAAGAACACAUGGGUGAAACGGAUGGUCAACCGACUGAGAAUGAAAACAGCAAAAAAAUCGAAUUGCUACCAAUGUCCACCUGCGGUGGCAAUAGGUAUCCCUACAGGUCGGAAUCCUUAAAGCCGGUUUUGCAUGGUUACCCUUGGGUGGCUCUAUUGGAGUAUACUGAAGAUACAGAUGAUAGUGAUGAGUAUACAUCACACAAUGAGACUUUAUGCCAGGCGACAUUAAUAAGUAAAUUCUACCUUAUAACCAGUGCGAGUUGUAUUUAUGACAUGCCUAAGAGAUACAUCUUAUCAUCCGUAAGGCUGGGAGAGUACGACAAGGACCAAACGAGGGACUGUGCCGUAGUGGAUAGUCGAAUGAUAUGUUCGCCUCCGCUCCAAAUACGAGAGAUUGCUUCGGUGAUCACGCACACGAACUACAAUGACCAGACAAUGGCGAAUGACAUUGCACUUAUUCGACUGCGAUACCCAGCGGACAUUAGCCAACCUAAUGUGAAGCCGAUCUGUUUACCAGUAACGAGUGAGCUUCGCAAUCAGCAGUCAACCCACUACACACUUACAACGUGGGUAACUUGUCCUGGUACCAGCUUACUAGAAAGCUCGCUACGUGAGGUUAUCGAUUUGACCGAGUGCCAGGAAUCGUACCACAACAACUCCCGGGAGAUAACGACAUCCCAAUUAUGUAUGAAGCAGCAACAUGAAAUCGGCCCAGAUUGCAAGUUGCCAACUACAGGGGCUACUUUACAGCUUGUGCAGGAACUAAAUGGAAAAAGUCGUUAUGUUCUGCAUGGAUUCUUAUCUUAUGGACCCGAUGACUGCGACUUUGAUUUCCCAGACGUGUACACAAGCAUUGCCAGCUAUGUAGACUGGAUUCUAAAAAACAUUGAAAAAUGAUAGCAAAGCCUAGGAAAAGCAUAACGGCCACGGAAACGGAAACGGAAAAAUAUUAGUAAAAUAGUACUUCAAUGAAGCUAGAAUAUACUACACUACACUUCUCGCUUUAUCACAUGAUAGAGGCCCAAACUUGAAAUGGAAAACUGAUGAACGUGCUCUUUGUUAUAGGACGCAACAGCAUCUUUGCAUUUAAAGCCAAGGCAACAGCUGAUAUAUCAAGAUACAAUUUAACGCGCCAGUUGUGUCCUCAGUAAAAGGUAGUAAGGAACUUCUUGUCGCUAAAUUGAUCAUAAAGGUUGUAAGAAAUAAUCUUCUUGUUUUCUUAUUUAUUUUGAGAAUUUUGUGGGUCUGACACUACGUACAACCUUUACUCUUCUAUUUGUACAUAAAUUAUAGAUAAUUCAUACCUUACGGCAAGUGCGUACGAUUCUAAAUCCCUAGCUUUAAAACACAGAGUAGUCAAAUUUGAUGUCCAGGAGAGAAAAAUGCUCAUUAAAUUGCCUACACAUUGUAAAGCAUCGUUGUACGAUACUGCAGUUCUCGUAUACUGAUUGUACAAAAAAAAAAUCAGCUAUCAGGAUUGACGUUUACAAGAUACGUUCCGUAUGUUUUACCACAGAGACUCGGUUGGCUCUCGCUAGCGGUAAGUUCCAAUAUCGACAGGUGAAGCCAAUCUGCCGUUCCAUAUUCUCUUUUCUCCCACAAUAGAGAAGAGAGUUGUGAUAAUAGAGUUAAUCUUCACCGUUUAUCAUUGUACAGUGGAAUACACCAAUCCGCUGAUCACAAGGAGAAAGGGUACAACGUUGGAUGCCACGGCCUGAAUCACUCCUCAGUCUGAUCCCAUCCUAAGGUGGAAUUGUAGUACUCCUUACAAGGCCGUUCGAGCUUUGCGCCCUGUGAACGAUUCUCUUCUGCUGUUGUUGCUGCCCAAAUGGUUCCAUGUUGAGUGUUUUCUAACAACAACGCUCUGUCUCAAGAGAGUGCUCAAUGUAUGCCCCAAAAAGAGCGAUCUUCUGCCAAGGUCAAUGUAACGCCAAGAAUAGCCAUCAGAAGCAACCGGUUUCAGUUUCAUCGCUGCUGCUCAAUAAGCUGGCAGCUUGAAGUUCACGCACGUGCUUAUAUUGCGUGGUAUAUCAGUAAAGUUUUUGUUUAGGAUCUCUCCAAUGAAUCCAAUUUAAACUUAAGAUAUUAUUUUU
Messenger RNA from Anopheles funestus (African malaria mosquito), 3183 nucleotides. Its product is annotated as polyserase-2-like. NCBI's taxonomy places the organism in Eukaryota, Metazoa, Arthropoda, Insecta, Diptera, Culicidae. The transcript has 3 exons. Gene Ontology annotation, biological process: proteolysis. The coding region runs from base 254 to 1987 and encodes 577 amino acids. Gene Ontology annotation, molecular function: serine-type endopeptidase activity. The record is from RefSeq and is a predicted model, not a curated record.